Molecule: messenger RNA, 478 nt
Organism: Blepharisma stoltei
Lineage: Eukaryota; Ciliophora; Heterotrichea; Heterotrichida; Blepharismidae
Source: the annotation of a GenBank genome assembly
AUGGGGAAAAGUAUCAGAUCAAAGCGUAUGCAAAAGUGAAAGUCUCUCAAACGACAGAUCGUGAGGCAAACACUAGAAAAGGAUAAUUUAGCCAAGCUUGGAACCAGCCAUCCGACCUUAAAGAGUGCAUUUUUGCAUCCAAAUGAUCCUGACGCUGUCUUUCCUCAGCACAAGCCAGCUGUUAGACUUGAUUUUCGAUCAGAUGCCAUUGUACCGUUUGAGUGUCCAGUCAAAAGUAAGAAAUAUUUGCUUGAAAGAAUGCCUGAUGCCCCUGAAGAAGAACUGAAAGGGAGACCAAUUGAAAUUCCUGAUAUGUUUAUGGGUGAAUUAGAAUACUCCCUCAAGAACAUCGAAAAAAACACAAGAAAAAGGCAAUCAAUGAAAAUUGAUAUAGGAAUUUAUAGUAAUUGAUAACUUAUUUAUUAACUUAUAAUAAUAGAAUAGGCUGAUUAGUAAAAAUUUCAAAGUGUAUAAAUAA